AGGGCUUGCGUCGCGGAAUAGCUUGCUUUACAUCCUUGUAAAAUCAUGCUGAAAGUUACUGGAUUCGCUUUAAUUCAUCUGAUGCAGCUGACAAUCAGUAUGGCGCUCGCAUCUGACGACUUGAAGAUCAAAUUUACAGUACCAACACAACAGCCUCUAAUACCAGGAGACGAAACUCUUCUUCAUGUGGACUGUCAUACCGCAACUAUUAAGAGAGAAGCCAUCCAAGCCUUGAAUAUGAUAUUCAGCUUACCGUAUUUCCUGCAAUUCAAAGGAAUCACCAGCUCAGCUGGAUAUGGUGAACCAUCUUCAUAUCGUAACGAAAGUGGUCGGCUGAUUGUAGAGUUCGCUCCUCCAAAAAAUUCUGCUAAUAUCAGCCUCGAUGUCACAUUUUUUGUGUUGAAACAAAGAUUAGUGCCCAGUGGAAGUGCGAGUACCUCAGCAAUUCACGUAGAUGUCAAUUACCGAAGAGGACCUCAAGAGUGUUCCCAGACACUCCAUAGCUACAGGGAUGUUGAAAUAGUGGUUUAUCACCCAGACUGCCAGAAUUUCGGUCCACUGGGAAUAAGUGAUGGAAGUGUGAAAGAAAGCCAACUGAGUGUCUCCUCUCUGUUUCAAACAAGUUCUGAGAUAGGAGGCUACGAGCCGUACGGUGCUGGCUUACAUGCCCUUAAACACUGGGCACCAGCUCGAGGUUUCCCUUCAUACGAUAGACGGCAAUAUGUUCAAGUGGACUUCAGAGAAGUAAAACGUAUUGAAAUGGUGUCUGCACAGGGUCACCAUGAAGCAAAGGCCCCUAUACGAUCGUUGAAGUUUAGUGUGAGCAAUGAAGGAUAUCGAUGGAAAGACUACAGUGAAAAGAACGUAGAGGUAAAACAACGUAAACCAAAAUUUAGAAGUCGGUUGAAGAAAGUGGCGAUUUUCACAUGA
Messenger RNA from Pocillopora verrucosa, 930 nucleotides. NCBI's taxonomy places the organism in Eukaryota, Metazoa, Cnidaria, Anthozoa, Scleractinia, Pocilloporidae. The record is from RefSeq and is a predicted model, not a curated record.